AUGAACCAUCAACAGCCUAGAGGCCUUCCACCUCCGCCUCUCGGUGCAAUGGGACGUGGUGCUCCGGGCGGACCUCCACCUCCACCUCCACCUCCACCAGGCAUCAGGUCAGGUACUCCAGGUUCUCAAGGUCCCCCUCCAGGUCACCCAGCUCAUCAAGGCGGGCGUGGUGGACCUCCACCGCAGAUGCAGAUGCCUAUGCGUCCUCGACAUGAGUCUUCUCACGUGGUGGAUCUCAACGCCACAGACAAACGACCACUUGACGAAGCAGCGUGCAAAGAAUUGUUGACUACAUACAGAGUUUAUUCGAUCCGAAAAGUGACACCGGAUGGAAAGGAAAAACCCACCUGGGCGAAAGCCGUGGUAACCGAAGAGGCCUUGUCACAAGAGGAUGUUGCUGCGCAGCUAGAGACAUUGAAGAGGUUUCCACAGACGAUAGCAGACAAAAAGGGAGCGUUGUUUCCUAAUCAGCAGGGCCAAGUCAAUAGACUUCUGGAUCAAUUGAAAACUGAGGAACUAGAUCCCCACUUUGAUUGGUCCCUUGUCCAGCUUGGCAGAAGAGAGAGAUCUUCCAACAAAGUAAGAGCAACCGUUUUAAUUACCGUGAUAGUAAAACGUGCGGUCAUGGAUCAAUUCAAUGCAUUGGCCCUCUACCAUUUUUUCGAGAAGAAUAAGCAAGAACGAUUGGCGGCGGAAUUGACGAGACCUCCAAUGCCACCUCAGCCUCAACCACCACCAACUUUGAAUGACCAACCUCCAGCUGUUGUAGGAGUUCUCCGUACGCCUGGUCAAACGGGUGGCAAUCGUGGCAGGUCCAGAAGCAGAAGCAGACAGAGGCCGGCUCGUUAUCAUUCAGACUCGAACUCGGAUUCCGAAUCCGAUAAUGAUACAGCCUCAACGGGAGCCUCGACGACCAGUAGUUCUCUGGUUACUAGUAUUAGUUCUCGGUCCGAUGAACGGUCUAGAAGGUACCAUUCGCGCACCAGGCGAGGACGUAGCCACAGCAAACACCGCCCGCGGGAGCACCAGAAGAAGUAUUUCAACGGUAGAAGUGAGUCGCCCGAGCCUAUAUAUCAAGAGCUUCGACGAAGCAGUCAUCCAAAUAUCCCAUAUACAGGAGAAGUCGCCUCAAUUGCUGCUCCCGAUGCCAUUGCCCAAGCAUUCCUGCAAGGCAGAGAAGAAGAAAGGGCAGUCGCUCAGCAUUAUUUGUCGCAAUUGCAACGACCAAUCAUCAGUGAUGAGCCAACCAGAGCUAUCAUUCCUGCCGGCCGUCGCGAACUUGAAUACAAUUCCGCAUCACCACGUUAUCCAUCUCAUCAAUAUGCAGAGGUCCCGAUGGUGGAAGCGCCCCGAUAUGUAAAGCCUCAAUAUUCAAGACCCGUACCUCGAUAUCGAGAUCCAUUGUACAAUGAUCGACACCUUGAUGAUCUGUAUGAGGAUGAUGCUCCACCUGUGGUUAUACGGAACGUGAGACCAGUUCCACGAGAAGCGGUUUAUAGACGCCACCUUUCUGACGCGGAGAGUUACAUCGCUCGAGACCCCAUCGCACCUAGAAUCCCAUUUACUGGUCUUCGCCCUCAGAUACCUCAAGUCCGUCAUCAUUAUCCAACCACCCCAAGAAGUCCGCCGCGAUAUCGGUAUGCUUCAAGCUACAGCAGUGAUAGCGCGUACACAUAG
This is a messenger RNA of Sclerotinia borealis F-4128, 1677 nucleotides long. NCBI's taxonomy places the organism in Eukaryota, Fungi, Ascomycota, Leotiomycetes, Helotiales, Sclerotiniaceae. The record is from the annotation of a GenBank genome assembly.